UACUCCGCGAAGGAGUUCUCGCGAGUUGCGAGAAGACACGUGCGCGGAAGGAGCAAGCGAUAGCUGGCAGCAGAACUGGAAUAAAGGGACCUAGUAGUGAUUUAGGUAGCAAUUGCCAUCAUGCUGAAAGCUGUGAUCCUGAUCGGAGGCCCUCAGAAGGGGACUCGCUUCAGGCCUUUGUCUUUUGAGGUGCCCAAACCCCUGUUUCCAGUGGCAGGGGUUCCUAUGAUCCAGCACCACAUUGAGGCUUGUGCCCAGGUCCCUGGGAUGCAGGAGAUUCUGCUCAUUGGUUUCUACCAACCUGACGAGCCCCUUACCCGGUUUCUGGAGGCUGCCCAGCAGGAGUUUAACCUUCCAGUCAGGUACCUGCAGGAAUUUGCACCCCUGGGCACAGGGGGUGGUCUCUACCAUUUCCGGGACCAGAUCCUGGCUGGGGGCCCUGAGGCCUUCUUCGUGCUCAACGCUGAUGUCUGCUCUGACUUCCCCUUGAGUGCUAUGUUGGAUGCCUACAGACGCCAGCCUCACCCUUUCUUGCUCCUUGGCACCACGGCUAACAGGACACAAUCCCUCAACUAUGGCUGCAUUGUAGAGAAUUCACAGACACACGAGGUCCUGCACUAUGUGGAGAAACCCAGCACUUUUGUUAGUGACAUCAUCAACUGCGGCAUCUACCUCUUUUCCCCAGAAGCCCUGAAGCCCCUUCGGGAUGUCUUCCAGCGUAACCAGCAGGACGGGCAACUCUGUCUUCCUCUGGGGGAGGACUCUUCAGGCCUGUGGCGGGGGGCAGGCACCAUCCGCCUGGAGCAAGAUGUGUUCUCGGCCCUGGCCGGACAGGGCCAGAUCUAUGUACACCUCACCGAUGGUAUGUGGAGCCAGAUCAAGUCCGCAGGCUCAGCCCUCUACGCCUCCCGCCUCUACCUGGGCCAGUACCAGCUCACUCAUCCAGAACGCCUGGCCAAGCACACCCCAGGCGGUCCACGAAUCCGAGAUUCAGAGGUGAAGACUCAAUCUGUGCUCUGGUUUAGGGGAUUUGCCCCCAGGUCUUCUCUUCUGCUUCUAGGAAAUGUUUACAUCCACCCAACUGCCAAGGUGGCCCCUUCAGCUGUGCUGGGCCCCAAUGUCUCCAUCGGGGAGGGAGUGACCGUGGGCGAGGGCGUUCGGCUCCGAGAAAGCAUUGUCCUUCAUGGAGCCACGUUGCAGGAGCACACAUGUGUUCUGCACACCAUUGUGGGCUGGGGGAGCACUGUGGGGCGCUGGGCCCGUGUGGAAGGUACCCCCAAUGACCCCAAUCCCAACGACCCCCGAGCGCACAUGGACAGUGAGAGCCUCUUCAAGGACGGGAAGCUGCUGCCGGCCAUCACCAUCCUAGGCUGCCGCGUCCGGAUCCCUGCUGAGGUGCUCAUCCUGAACUCGAUUGUUCUGCCACACAAGGAGCUGAGUCGCAGCUUCACCAACCAGAUCAUCCUCUGAGGGGGGCUGCCCGAAGGCACCCCCCCAACUCCUGCCCACCCUCCUCGAGGCUACUGCCUGCACUAUCCAAAAGGACCGGAGGAAUCCAGGCAGGGUCUUCGCUUGUCGGGAGCAACGUGGGUGGCCGGGGAGACUCCCGGCCUCCCUCUCCACUCCCUAAUAAACCCCAGUGAACCUUGGAGCCA
Suricata suricatta (meerkat) is the source of this 1655-nucleotide messenger RNA. It is a transcript of the gene GMPPA, whose product is annotated as GDP-mannose pyrophosphorylase A. Gene Ontology annotation, biological process: biosynthetic process. Bases 121 to 1470 code for a protein of 449 amino acids. Gene Ontology annotation, molecular function: transferase activity. Gene Ontology annotation, cellular component: cytoplasm. The transcript is spliced from 14 exons. NCBI's taxonomy places the organism in Eukaryota, Metazoa, Chordata, Mammalia, Carnivora, Herpestidae. The record is from RefSeq and is a predicted model, not a curated record.